This is a messenger RNA of Hyaena hyaena (striped hyena), 2780 nucleotides long. RefSeq names its product ring finger protein 207 (gene RNF207). Bases 1 to 1902 code for a protein of 633 amino acids. The record is from RefSeq and is a predicted model, not a curated record. NCBI's taxonomy places the organism in Eukaryota, Metazoa, Chordata, Mammalia, Carnivora, Hyaenidae. The transcript is spliced from 17 exons. Gene Ontology annotation, molecular function: Hsp70 protein binding; zinc ion binding; transmembrane transporter binding. Gene Ontology annotation, biological process: regulation of heart looping; regulation of cardiac muscle contraction. Gene Ontology annotation, cellular component: perinuclear region of cytoplasm.
AUGUCGGGAGCUCUCUUCCCGCCCCCGGAGGGGCUGGGGGCCCUGGACGCCGCGAGCGGCCACCCGCUGGUGUGCCCGCUGUGCCACGCACAGUUCGAGCGCCCGUGCCUGCUGGACUGUUUCCACGACUUUUGUGCCGGCUGCCUGCGGGGCCGCGCCACCGACGGCCGCCUGUCCUGCCCGCUGUGCCAACACCAGACGGUGGUGAAGGGUCCCAGCGGGCUCCCGCCGGUGGAUCGGCUGCUGCAGUUCCUGGUGGACAGUUCAGGGGAUGGCAUGGAGGUGGUGCGCUGUGCCAACUGUGACCUGGAGUGCGGCAAGCAGGACGCAGAGACCACGUACUUCUGCAACACGUGUGGGCAGCCGCUGUGCGCGCGCUGCCGCGAUGAGACGCACCGGGCACGCAUGUUCGCGCGCCACGACAUCGUGGCCCUGGGCCAGCGCAGCCGCGACGUGCUCCAGAAGUGCACGCUGCACGCCGAGCCCUACAUCAUGUUCUCCACCGACAAGAAGUCGCUGCUGUGCAUUCGCUGCUUCCGGGACAUGCAGGGGGAGAGCCGGGCGCACUGCGUGGACCUCGAGUCAGCCUACGUACAGGGCUGCGAGCGGCUGGAGCAGGCGGUGCUGGCCGUGAAGGCCCUGCAGACGGCCACACGGGAGGCCAUCGCGCUGCUACAGGCGAUGGUGGAGGAGGUGCGGCGCAGCGCGGCGGAGGAGGAGGCCGCCAUCCAUGCCCUCUUCGGCAGCAUGCAGGACAAACUGGCAGAGAGGAAAGCGCUGUUGCUGCAGGCCGUGCAGAGCCAAUAUGAAGAGAAGGACAAGGCCUUCAAGGAGCAGCUCUCCCACCUGGCCACUCUCUUGCCCACCCUGCAGGUUCACCUGGUCAUCUGCUCUUCCUUCCUCAGCCUGGCCAAUAAGGCUGAGUUCCUGGACCUGGGCUAUGAGCUGAUGGAGAGGCUGCAGGGCAUCGUCACGCGGCCACAGCGCCUCCGGCCUGCGCAGAAUAGCAAGAUCGCCAGCGACCACCGCGCGGAGUUCGCGCGCUGCCUGGAGCCACUGCUGCUGCUGGGGCCACGUCGGGCGCCAGGGACCGGGGGCGGCACCAGCACGCUAGCAGCGGGCUCAGGCCCCAAAGCGCUGAUGGGGCCCAGCUGCCCUUCCCCAGCGGGAAAGAUGUUGGGGUCACUGGUCCAGAAGCCCACGCUGCACCGGACCAUCAGCACCAAGGUGCUGCUGGCAGAGGGGGAGGAUUCGCCCUUCACGGAGCACUGCCGCCGCUACGAGGACUCCUACCGGCGCCUGCAGACAGAGACGCAGAACCUGAAGGACCAGGCGCAGGAGCUUCACCGGGACCUCACCAGGCACCACUCGCUCAUCAGGGCGGAGAUCAUGGGGGACAUCCUGCACAGGUCCGCGCGGGUGGACGCGCACAUCGCCUCGGAGUACGCCUCCCUGGAGGGGAUGAGAGCAGUCUUCCGGGAGAUUUGGGAGGAAUCCUACCAGCGGGUGGCUAACGAGCAGGAGAUCUACGAAGCCCAGCUCCAUGACCUUCUCCAGCUGAAGCAGGAGAAUGCCUACCUGAGCACCAUCACCAAGCAGAUCAUGCCCUACGUCCGCUCCAUUGCCAAAGUGAAGGAGCGGCUGGAGCCCAGGCUUCAGGUGCCCACGGAGGAACAGCUGGACCCCCUACAGAACACACACGAGGAGGGUGUCAGUGCGGAGACCCAGGCCAGGAAUGACCCGGUGAGUGUCGCAGAGAAGAGAGAGAAAACGUCAGAACCCAGAGGGAACAGCCGGACUCUGAACAACCUCAAAGAGCCUCUGCUGAAAAACAAAGAUCCUCAUAGACCCAAACAGAAAAACGGGGGUGAGGUCCCCCCACGGAAAGAGCGCCCGACUUAGCAAACAGGGCUGGUCCUGAGGGUUGGGCAUUUUACAGCACGCAGGUCAAGACUGGGAUAUUCAAGAAAGGUUGUUCCCAUCACGUCCUAAAGGGUAAUCACUCAUCAGCAGAAAACCCCAGACACUCUGAUCGGUGCUGAUCUCAGAUUCUUUGGCUUAAGCUUCAUUCUUCCCCACGUUUGCGCCGCACAAAGUCUCGGUCCUCAUCACGGGGACCAGGGGCGACACCGCAGUCUACGUGGAAAACGUGAGCAUGUGAAGGUACAUUGCGAGCCCCUCGCUGGCCUGGCACCUCCGUCUGCGUGUGAGCACCAGGCCCUGCACCCGUCAGUUGCGCCGAGCUCAGGUCGCAAGGCUGCCACUGCCACCUCCGUGCAGCGCCUGCCCGAGGUUCAGGGUGUCAUGAACCACGGCCCCCGCCAGAAAGUUCCAGCCGGUAAUCUGAGUGCUGACUCAGCAAAAGGGAAAACCCGUCACUCCUGCUUCCUCCUUUGACGCAAGGACUGAGCUCACACGGAAAGGAGAGGCGGCUGGUGGCACCGGCUGCGGGAGACGGUCACUACAGCUUCUCCACAACUUGUUCCUGCUUCUCCAGACGACUGUCACUCUCGUGUUCACCUUCUACUGAUAGUAAAGGAGGAUUCAGAGUCAAUUUUUCUCCAGAAAUUGCUACUCCUGCAUGGUGCCCUUUCUAUCAAGCAGAACUUCACAAAUGCUUUAAAAAGGAAAAUUAACCCAGAUGACCUGAAAUUCUAAGUUUUGGAAGUAAAAUGUCCACACAGUCACAUUUUAAGGAAAUAUCCAGCUUGAUUUCAGUGGUUCAAACAGCAAAUGGAUGGGGCAACUGGGUGGCUCAGUGGGUUAAGUGUCUGACUUCA